CAGAGUGUACACUAAAAGAAAUUGAUAUUUCCAAGGGAAAUUUCAUUAAAAAGAAUGUCUGGUAGUAAUGAAAAUACGAACAACAACACCUGUGUUGUGUGUUAUAAAAAUGUUGAUAUUUAUAGCAUUGGUAUGUGUGAACAUCCUGUGUGUUAUGAAUGUAGCACUCGAAUGAGGGUACUCUGCUUUCAAAAUGAGUGUCCUAUUUGUCGUCAAGAUUUACCAAAGGUUGUAUUUACAAAGAACAUAAAACCUUUUUGUCAGUUACAUAAAGGUAGUUUGUUAGACACACAAUACAAUAUUUAUUUCGAUACACCUGACAUUCGAAGCAAAUUCUAUGAUUUAUUGGCUAAUACUUGCAAUAUUUGUAAAGAUAAGCCUAUACUUAAUAAUUUUAACAGUUUGAAAAAUCAUAUGAGACAUUGGCAUGAAUUACAUUACUGUGACCUCUGUGUGGAAAAUUUAAAGAUAUUUUCUCAUGAAAGACGCUGUUACACAAGGGCUGACCUUGCGCAACAUAGAAGGAAAGGAGAUAUUGAUGAUAAAAGUCAUAAAGGCCAUCCAUUAUGUGAAUUUUGUGAUCAACGGUAUAUGGAUAAUGAUGAAUUAUUUCGACAUUUAAGAAGAUAUCAUUUAUAUUGUCAUUUCUGUGAUGCAGAUGGUUUACAUCAAUAUUACAACUCUUAUGAUUAUCUUAGAGAUCAUUUCAGACAAGAGCAUUUCUUAUGUGAAGAAGAAAUGUGUGUUGAAGAAAAAUUUACAAGUGUCUUUAGGACUGAUAUAGAUCUUAAAGCACAUAAAGCAAGUGUUCAUAGUAAACAAUUGAGCAAAGCUGCUGCAAAGCAAGCAAGAACAUUGGAGCUAGAAUUUACACUAGCUCCACGUGGUGAAAAUCGAAUGAACAGAAGAGGAAUAUUAGGUACAUCAGCUUCCAGAAGUUCUAGAGAUUACAAUUACAAUCUCAGGGAAUAUCAGCAAACAAUUACACCAAAUGCUUCUAAUGUAUUUGUGUCAAACAACGAACCUACUUUUGUACGUCAGCCAUCUGUGGAUGUACAGAGUACUGAAGAAUUUCCAACACUGGGUAACAUAGCACCUAUCGUACCCACUUUAAAUCAAAGUAAAGGUAGAGGAAAUGUAACAAUCCGUAGUACUAUAAGGCCCCAGCCUCUUGCUGUGACAGAUGAAAAUUUUCCUGCAUUGGGGCCAGAAUCAGGAGGUACAAGUAUUUCUAAAACUGUUAACUUCAGUGUAUCCAGUAGUAAUGCUCCAGGGUCAAGUACACAAUCCCAAAAAAGUACAACUUCUAAUGUAUCUAUACAAGUAAAUCAUGAACCAAAUGGGACUGUCACAACAAAAGUUUCAGGUCCUAAUAUCAGAAUUCGUCCUGCACAACUUUCAAUGGAAUCCUUUCCUGCAUUGGGUUCUACAGAACCAUCAACUAGUAGUAAUACAAAUUCGGCUCACUGGAAGGAAGUUUUACAAUGGACUUGUUCUAAAUCGGCAUCUACAUCGGUACCGAAAGUAAAAAAAGUGGCUUCACCGCCGUUAGUACCUUCUCCACCACCUAUUCAAUCUGGAGAAGAUUUUCCUACAUUAUCAAAAUCAUCUAAGUCGAAGAAGCAAUCAACAAUUACAGUAGUUCCUUCUUGGGUUCACCCACAGAGUACUAACAACAGUAAUAAUAUAAAAACGACUACUGAUAUGACAAAGGGAAAAACGAAAAAGAAAAAAGUCAAACAAAAUUGCAACAAUAAUAGUGUUAAUGAGUAUGAAAGUAGUAGUUCAAAAACAAAUGUAAGUACUGUUGUAGUAAAAAAAGAGUGUGAGACAUCCAAAAAUCCAUCUAGUAUGAAUAAUAUGGAUACUGUACAGUCAAGUUCUCCCUCUAUGCAAAAUAUGGAUAAUAUGAAUAACAGUGAAAAUACAUCAAAAAACAUAAAUGUUCAACCUCCAAAGGAAAUGGAACAAAUUAAUAAAAAGGAGAAGAAGAAGCAUAAAAACAUAGACAAUGAAACGGCUGUAAAUACAAAUAUUGAUAAUAAUACUUCUAAUGGGGUACAGAGAAAGCGUACUGAAUUAAAGAUAGAUAGCUUAAAUUCUACUAAUAGAAGUGUACGUCAUCUAGAAGAAUUUCCAGCUUUAAGUGGCAGCAGUUCCAAACCACCUGGAUUUGCAAAUCCACCACCAGGAUUUGGAACAACAACCCCUCCACCUCCUGGUUUUUGUAUAAAGUAUAAUAGCAUGGAUAAACUGAACAGCAGUAAUGGAUUGACUUUCACAAACAGUUCUGGAGAGAGUUAUUCUAUCGUGCCGGACAAUAGUAAACACAACAGUGCAUAUAAUUAUGUACCUCCUCCAGAAUUUCCAAAGCGAAACAAAUGUCUUGUAGCUAAGGUUAAUGAAGUUUUAAUGCAACAAGACCAGAUUGAGGAAUUUCGAUAUAUAAGUGGACUCUUUCGUCAAGGAACGUGUAAUGCUCAAAAAUAUUACACACAUUGUUGUAAAGUUAUGGGUCUUAGUGCUUUUGAGAAUGUAUUUCCUGAACUUUUAGUUCUUCUGCCUGAUAUUGAAAAACAGCAAGAAUUAUUUAAAGUUCAUAAAAAAGAAAGUGGCAAUAAGAUUAAAGGGUUAGAAAUAUGUGCAAUCUGUGGCCAAGUUUUAAAGAAUGGUUCUGAUUUUCGAACACACAUGACUAGUCACACAUUAGAAAAUCAUUUUCCUGCAUUGGGUAAAAGCAGUGCUCCCUCUCAAAAAAAUUCUUGGGUACGUAAAUGAGUAUAGUUGUGUCCUUUU
Molecule: messenger RNA, 2796 nt
Organism: Habropoda laboriosa
Lineage: Eukaryota; Metazoa; Arthropoda; Insecta; Hymenoptera; Apidae
Product: zinc finger protein 598
Exons: 3
Coding region: 55-2778 (907 amino acids)
Biological process (GO): protein ubiquitination; rescue of stalled cytosolic ribosome
Molecular function (GO): ubiquitin protein ligase activity; ribosome binding
Source: RefSeq, a predicted model, not a curated record